ACCCGCCCCCAGAGCCGCCCCCGUCAAAAACACGUCUUUUUCGUCCACUUUUGUGAAGUUGUUGAAGGCGUCGACUCGAUCGUCAAGCUUAUCGACGACAUUCGUCGAGUUGAUUUUAAUGUUUGUCUUUUUGAACGCCCUGUAUUUUUUCAACUGGUUCAAGAGACUGAAACUGUACCGAAGGGACAUUUUCGGGAUUUUCACCACGACGUCCUUGCGACGGGUUUGGUUCAAACUGUCCAAAAUCUGUCUCGAUUUCAAAUUCUGGGCGAAUGUUUUAAUAUCGUAUUUGUGGGGAUUGUCGUUGUUCGGGAGGAUUAGGUACAUCCCCAGUUCCUGGUCGACGUAGGGGAUGGAAAUGAGGCGGAAUUCGGGGGAUUCGAAGUAGGGGAUUUGCUCGAGGAAGUUGAGCAUGUAGGUCACGGGGAUGGUUUCGGUGGUGGUGACGCUGAAGAGGCCGUCACGGUUCAAUUCGUGGCUGAAGGGGAGCUCCCAGUCGGCUUUGAAGUAGAUGUAGUUGGCGAAAAUCGAGAGAGUGGUGGGGGAGGGCGGCUCAGGGAGGAUGGAAGUGAUGAGGCCGCGAGUGUUGUUAGACACCCAAGUGUUGAUCCAACUGCGAAAAGAGGUGACCCUUGGGCAAGGCCAAUAACUCGACUAAUUGCUUCCGGAAUUCGCCUUCGGCUCCAAGAAUCAACUGUCCGAGAAUAACAGUCGCACUAAUCGGACUGACGAGGAAAUUCUCCCUUUCCUCCCCCUCGAGGAAGGCCUGGAGGCGAAUCCCGACGCCGAAGACCGCCUCCAGGGCCAGUUUGUACUGCUCGACGAGGGCCUCGUUGGCGGCGGGCAGCGGGGGCGGCGGCCCCGGCUCCUGGCCGCUGACGUAAGCGCAAAACAGGAGAAUCACGUGCACUCGCAUCACUUAUCGCAAGGUGAACAGGUCGCCGAUACGUUGAACACUAAUGCGACACCGAGAGAUUUUUCGAUUUUGUGCGGUUGGCUAUAGUGGGGAAAACCUGAUGAUGGGAAAACCGGCGAGAGUGACCUUUGCUUAUCACCGGGGGACGGUUAUCGCGAAAACAAUGAGCGAAGAUGAAUGCGAGCAGGACGUGGGACUUUAAAGACGGGUUUGGGACCUCCUUGGGGGCAGAGAUCAGAGGGAACGAAUGGGCCCCUUUGAUACUGAUUCCGCUCCUGGCGGCUAUCAUGCUAGUCGCCAGUGUCCUCCUCUUGAUCAUCUUCAGACAGCACCCAACUCUUGUGAUAACCACCGUCGCCGGGUGUCUUCUCAUCGUCACCAUUUACCUCACUUUCACCACUGUGGGCAAUGUAAGCGAAACGUACGAAUAAAAACAAAUAAAUAGUAUAUUACACACCGACGUGGAAAGUAUUUUUCAUUUCUGUCGAGAGAAUAGAAAGUUGACAAGUUACAGAAAUUGAGAUUCUUUCGAGACACCAAUCGCACUUUGGAGAAAAACAACACCGCUCUUUGCACAAUAGUAUACUAAAAAACAAGUGGUACAAACACCCUCAUUGUGAUACGAGCCAUGCACGAGUAUCACAAUGAUUGAAUAAUUUUUAUAUUUGACAGUUUAAAUUAUGACAUUUGACGUAUACGGUACCCAAAUUGCUCGAAAAUAGCUUAAAAAUGUUUACUUUCGUUUUUCUAUCGUUUUCGUUUGAUUUUCUUGAAGUGUGUGAGCCAUAUUUACGCAAAAUGUCAAAAGUGUCAGAUUGGAUGAUUGAUAAAUUGAUAAUCCAACGCACUCUUAGUAAUGUUUUUUUUUAAUUACCAUUUUCAUGGACUUUUAGGACUUUUGACUUUUUUUAGGGUCACGCAAAAUUGCCCCCCUUGGCCCCGUGCAAAAACAAUUACUAUCGCGCGACAAAGAUUUUUAAAUUAACUUUUUACACAGUGUGAGAGCCUUUUUGUAAGGUAUACCGAGAAAUGUCAAUAACUGUCAAAUUGAAUGAGUAAAAAUUCAACGCACUUUUGGUCAAGUUCUUUUAAACAUUAAUUUAGGAAUUUUUAGCCCUUUUUACCUAUAGAAAUCAUCCUACUUUGUAAAAUUAUGAUUAAAUUUUUGUUUUUUACCGUCA
Molecule: messenger RNA, 2097 nt
Organism: Tribolium madens (black flour beetle)
Lineage: Eukaryota; Metazoa; Arthropoda; Insecta; Coleoptera; Tenebrionidae
Exons: 3
Coding region: 1090-1347 (85 amino acids)
Source: RefSeq, a predicted model, not a curated record